Messenger RNA from Amphimedon queenslandica, 1648 nucleotides. RefSeq names its product arylsulfatase I-like. The transcript has a single exon. The coding region runs from base 12 to 1535 and encodes 507 amino acids. Gene Ontology annotation, molecular function: sulfuric ester hydrolase activity. The record is from RefSeq and is a predicted model, not a curated record. NCBI's taxonomy places the organism in Eukaryota, Metazoa, Porifera, Demospongiae, Haplosclerida, Niphatidae.
CGUGUCUCAACAUGUUUGCUGUAACUCUAGCUCUAUUGUCCAUGAUUGGGUUGGUUGCUGGACAACCAGUCACUCUAAAGCCACACAUUGUCAUGAUGCUUGUUGAUGACUGGGGCUGGGCUAAUGUAGGAUACCACCGGAAUCCACCAACACGUGAAGUUGUAACACCAAACAUUGACGAUUUGGUUAAACAAGGUCUUGAGCUCAAUCAGCAUUAUGCUUAUAGAUGCUGCUCUCCUUCUCGCUCUUCUCUCAUCAGUGGAAGGCUACCAAUACAUGUCAGUGAUCAAAAUAUAGCACCAACUAACUACAAUCCAAAUGAUCCAAUCUCGGGAUUCUCAGCUAUUCCACGUAACAUGACUGGUAUUGCUGAGAAGAUGAAAGAAGCUGGGUAUGCUACACAUCAGGUAGGCAAAUGGGAUGCCGGAAUGGCCACACCAGACCACACACCAAAAGGACGAGGAUUUGAUACUUCAUUUGGCUAUUUUCAUCAUUACAAUGACUAUUAUACUGAGGUAGUUGAUUCAUGCAAUGGCACUGGAGUGGUUGAUCUAUGGAAUACUGACCAACCAGCUCAUGGUAUUAAUGGGACUGGACCUGACAAAUAUGAAGAGGCUUUGUUUAGGGAGAGACUCCUUGACAUUGUUAGCAAGCAUGACCCCAGUACACCACUCUUCUUAUAUUAUGCUCCUCAUAUUGUUCAUACUCCAUUGCAAGUCCCUGAUGAAUACUUGAAUAAAUUUAGUUUCAUUGAUGACAAGGAUCGCAUGUAUUAUCAUGCCAUGGUCAAUUAUCUUGAUGACGUUGUGGGUGAUCUUGUUUCUGCUUUAAAGAAAAAAGGAAUGUGGGACAAUCUUCUUUAUGUCACAAGUAGUGAUAAUGGUGGUCCUGUUUAUCCUUUUGGAGGUGCUAAUAACUAUCCAUUAAAAGGAGGGAAGCUAAGUGAUUGGCAAGGUGGCAUACGUGUCAAUGCUUUUGUGUCUGGAGGACAUUUACCAGAAAAAAUGCGAGGGCAGAAGACUGAUGGGUACAUACAUUUAGCUGAUUGGUAUGGUACUUUCUGUGCUAUUGCUGGUGUUGAUCCAACUGAUGAGAAAGCUGCCAAGGCUAAACUACCUCCAGUAGACAGUUAUAACAUGUGGCCACUAAUAUCAGGUCAGACUGAUGUAUCUCCACGGACUGAUAUUCCAGCUAGCAUACAGGCACUGAUAAGUGGAGACUUUAAGAUAUUAGUAGGUGAUAUUGGUCAAGCAGGUUGGACUGGACCUCAAUAUCCUAACAAGACAAAUCCUGCAGGAGGAAUACUUGCAACAGAGAAAUGUGGUGAUAGUGGAUGUCUUUAUAACAUAAAAGAUGAUCCAGAGGAGAGAAAAAAUCUUGCUUCAUCUAUGCCUGAUAAACUGAAAGAGAUGCAAGAAAAGUCUAAGAAAUAUUUAGCUACUUAUUUUAAUCCUGAUCGAGGCCAUGCAUCUCCACUUGCAUGCCAAGCUGCUGUUAAUAAGUAUGGUGGUUUCUGGGGACCUUUUGUUGACUGAGCUAUUAUAGUUAAUUAAUUCAUUGAUUGCUAUAAAUUAUGCUAAUGCUAUUUAUUAUGCUGUGUUGUCAAGUCUACACAAGUGUCACAUUGGGUGUGUCUCAUGAUUAUGCU